Molecule: messenger RNA, 1191 nt
Organism: Hypomesus transpacificus
Lineage: Eukaryota; Metazoa; Chordata; Actinopteri; Osmeriformes; Osmeridae
Product: cAMP-dependent protein kinase inhibitor alpha-like
Exons: 3
Coding region: 649-873 (74 amino acids)
Biological process (GO): negative regulation of cAMP-dependent protein kinase activity
Cellular component (GO): cytoplasm; nucleus
Molecular function (GO): cAMP-dependent protein kinase inhibitor activity
Source: RefSeq, a predicted model, not a curated record
UGUUAGCCUAUCUUACUUAGCAAGUAUAUUUAUUUAAUUGCAUUACAUCUGACUUUGCAGUUAAAUAAACGUGGAACGUAUCCCUGGUCGCGUAUGUCGGUGAUGAUGCUUUCGUUCGGCACCAGCACUCUGGAUAGCGCACAAGUCCCAUCAGAACAGAUUUUCCUGUUAUAGGAAAACAUUUUAAUUUAUUUUUUACACUGGACUGAUCAUGUGUUAUUAUUUAGAGUUUUUCCCACGCCAAAUUUGAAAUCACUCUCUUGAAUGGUUGACGAAUCUUUAUGAAUCACGGACAGAAAGCCGGUGGUUUAACUGACAGCAGGCAAAAUCUUAAAUAGAUAUAGCACAGUAAAAUAUUUUCGUCCAAGUUAGUUUGAGUAGAGCAUCCCGGUGUUUUUUUUUUUUGAGGAACUGUUUAUGGUUACAAUGUAAACACCCCCUCAUGUUUUACUGUGGUACUGUCCUCUCUCUGGUAACAAUACGCUCUAUUUCACAUCAACUGAAGCAGCUAAGAUAACCGGGUUUCCUAACGCCUCGGUAUUGUGAUAUUACCGGCACAGUUGUUUACACGGGAUUAUCAUAAUCUAACGGUGCUGUCUUUUCGGUGUUGAAUAAUUAUAUGGUGACUGUCUGCUGUGGAACAUUGAGAUGACCGAAGUGCCCGUGUUGGACUUCUCCUUAUCCGACCGAUCUGGUCGUCGAAACGCCCUGCCGGACAUCCUGGGCUCCCCGGUGGGGGUCAAUCCCACAGACAUGUCCCUCAAACUGGCUGAGCUGUCUCUGACAGAUGGACCCGGAGGCGCCCAGUCCCCGAGCACAGAGGACCCUCCGCCGACCCCCCCAGGAGGGACGGAGAGCAGGGCGGGGUCCUAGCGACCAGGGCCUGACACAAUGCUGCUUUCUCCCAGUCAGAGCCAACACUUUUGGCCCCGGAUGGAUUUGACCACGACAACGAUCAAUAGACUGCUUUGAUGAGGCUGUUCACUUUUCCGAGCUGGUGGCUGGCACCAGUCAUCAUGUCAUGGAUUUGAAGGAUGUGGGAACGGCAUCCAAUACUGAGGAGAGAGAUGGCGAAAUGAGAUCGUAGGUAUAGAGCAAUCUCGUUUGAAGACCAAAGAAAAAAGAAACCUGCUUAGGAUAUAUAGCAAAAGAAGGACAAUUUAACUGGAAACGAGAAGGGGGGGGGGGGGG